Messenger RNA from Pyrgilauda ruficollis (rufous-necked snowfinch), 1589 nucleotides. RefSeq names its product beta-1,3-N-acetylgalactosaminyltransferase 2 (gene B3GALNT2). Lineage: Eukaryota; Metazoa; Chordata; Aves; Passeriformes; Passeridae. Gene Ontology annotation, molecular function: hexosyltransferase activity. The record is from RefSeq and is a predicted model, not a curated record. Bases 105 to 1589 code for a protein of 494 amino acids. Gene Ontology annotation, cellular component: membrane. The transcript has 12 exons.
CGGCCGAGCGGGGAGGAGCCGCGGGCGGCCAAGCCGGGCCGUCGCGCCGGCGCCGCUGGGAGAGGCCGGCGCGAAGGGAAAGGGGCCGGCGGCUGCGGCGGCCAAUGCGAAACUGGCUGGUUCUGCUGUGCCCCUGUGUGGUCGGGGUCGCGCUGCACCUCUGGCUGCUGCUGAGCUGCCCCGGGAGCCACCCGGCAGGUCCACUGUCCUUCUUUCCACAAUGGAAACUGAAGCAUUAUGAUGUUAUUGUAGGUGUUCUGUCAGCUCGACACAAUCAUGAACUACGCAGUGUUAUAAGGAGCACGUGGUUCAAGCACCUGAAACAACAUCCUGCCCUGAACCAACGUGUCCUUGUGAAGUUUAUAAUAGGUGCGCAUGGUUGUGCUGUACCAGUGAAGGACAGAGAAGACCCCUACUCCUGCAGACUUCUGAACAUCAGUAACCCAGUUUUGAAUCAGGAAAUUGAAGCAUUCAGUCUCCCUGAGGACAUACCUUCUGUGCUGUCUGAAGACAGAAUCGUCAGUGUGAACUUCCGUGUGCUUUACCCCAUUGUCAUUACCAGCCUUGGGGUAUUUUAUGAGGCUGAUGGAGUGGGAUUCCAGAGGAACAUCACUGUAAAGCUGUACCAGGCAGAACAUGAGGAAGCCAUCUUCAGUGCUCGCUUUAGUCCGCCAAGCUGUGGAGUGCAGGUGAACAGAUUGUGGUACAAGCCAGUAGAGCAGUUUAUUUUGCCAGAGAGUUUUGAAGGUACCAUUGUGUGGGAGAGCCAGGAUCUUCAGGGCCUGGUUUCAAGAAACCUUCAUAAAGUGAUGGUGAAUGAUGGAGGAGGUGUUUUCAGAGUCAUUACAGCAGGGGAAGGGUCACUGCCACAUGAACUCACAGAAGGUGUGGAGGGAAUAGCAGGUGGUUUUAUCUACACUAUUCAGGAAGGUGAUGCUCUUUUAAAAAGCCUCCAUACUCGCCCAGAAAGGUUUGCAAGUCACGUAAGAAACCUUGAGAAAGAAGAUGCUUUAUUGAAGGAAGAAAGCAGUAUGUAUGAUGACAUUGUUUUUGUAGAUGUGAUUGACACUUACAGAAACGUUCCCUCCAAGCUGCUGAACUUCUACCGCUGGACAGUGGAAUCAACGAGUUUUGAUUUGUUGCUGAAGACUGAUGAUGACUGUUACAUUGAUUUGGAAGCUGUUUUUAACAGGAUAAUGCAGAAAAAAUUGGACAGGCCAAACAUUUGGUGGGGAAAUUUCAGACUAAAUUGGGCAGUUGAUCGAACUGGGAAAUGGCAAGAACUGGAGUAUCCAAGUCCUGCAUAUCCAGCCUUUGCUUGUGGGUCUGGCUAUGUCAUCUCCAAAGACAUUGUGCAGUGGCUGGCAAGCAACUCUGAAAGAUUAAAAACGUACCAGGGUGAAGAUGUGAGCAUGGGCAUCUGGAUGGCAGCUGUAGGACCCAAGCGAUAUCAAGAUGGUCUCUGGUUGUGUGAGAAGACAUGUGAGAGUGGCAUGCUGUCUUCCCCCCAGUACUCGCCCCAGGAGCUGGGAGAGCUCUGGAGAUUAAAGGAACUGUGUGGAGAUCCAUGUAGAUGUGAGGAAAGAUGA